Nymphalis io (European peacock) is the source of this 585-nucleotide messenger RNA. RefSeq lists its product as uncharacterized. The record is from RefSeq and is a predicted model, not a curated record. The coding region runs from base 1 to 585 and encodes 194 amino acids. The transcript has a single exon. Lineage: Eukaryota; Metazoa; Arthropoda; Insecta; Lepidoptera; Nymphalidae.
AUGCUUAACUUAACUACUAAUAAAUAUGAAAGGCUAAAAAGCGAGUUGAUAAAAAGAUUAUCUGCUUCCAAGGAGAAGAAAUUAAAGCAGCUCCUCAUGCACGAGGAAUUAGGAGACAGAAAACCUUCACAGUUCUACAGGCAUCUUACGAACUUAGCUGGACCUGGAGUACCAGAAGACUUCCUGCGCACUAUAUGGGCAAGUCGACUCCCUCAUAAUAUGCAAGCAAUUAUUGCUUUGCAAUCGAAAAGCACGAUGGACGAUCUGGCGGAAUUAGCUGACCGAAUUAGCGACGUGGUCGGACCUCAAAUGGCGUCAACAUCAGCCGUCACGAGUAAUAGCAGUGAAAAUACCGAAAUUGCAGCCCUGGCUAAACAAGUCGCUAGUUUAACCGAAAAAAUAGAAAGGAUGUCGAGAGAGCGCGGACGGUCUAGAUACCGGAACCGCAGUCGUCAUCGCUCGAGUUCUACGCGAUCAAAAUCUUCAUCACACUGCUGGUACCAUCAACAUUUCGGCGAACGUGCUAAAAAGUGUAUACCGCCAUGUGACUACCGAGCGUCGGGAAACGCAAAGGGCGAUCAGUAA